This is a messenger RNA of Paramecium primaurelia, 5330 nucleotides long. The record is from the annotation of a GenBank genome assembly. NCBI's taxonomy places the organism in Eukaryota, Ciliophora, Oligohymenophorea, Peniculida, Parameciidae.
AUGAGACAAUCAGGCGCUGAUUUCACUUACUCUACUGCUCCAAUUGCUAAAGUCAGACGAGUUGAAUUUGGCUUAAUGAGUCAUGAUCUCAUUAAGGAAUGGACAGGAGAGAUAGAAAUAAAGGAGCUACAAACUAACGAGCUUGAUGGGACACCAAAAUAAAAUGGUUUAAAUGACCUUCGUAUGGGCGUGAAUACGAAUUCUUAAAAGUGUAAGACAUGUGGAGAGACUAAAUAUUGUCAAGGACAUUUUGGAAGAAUUGAGCUGAAUAAGCCAGUAUAUCAUGUAGGAUUCUUGCAGAUAGUAAAGAAGGUAUUGAAGUGUAUCUGUCACAGUUGUGGUAAAUUGAGAUAGCCACAAUCAGAAGAUGCUUGGGUAUAUAUCAAUCUUAUGAAAAAUAGUUAUCAUUUUAGAAGGCCAAGGAACAUAAAUUGAAUCGUAAGAGAUUGAAUGAAAUAGUGAAAUUGUUGGGUAGAAUAGAGAAAUGUGAGGCUAGUAAACAUAAAUAAGAAGAGAAUUAAGGGAGUGAUUAGUUUUGUGGAGAGAAAAUUCCAACUAGAAUUUAAGCCAUAAAUGGAUAAAUAAAAAUUUAAUAUAAUACAAAAGAGGCGGCAAAGGAAUUAACAGCAGAAAGAUGUUUAGAGAUAUUUAAAAAGAUUAAAGAUGAAGAUGCUAUCAUAUUAGGAUUUACAAAAGAUUCAAGACCUUAAGAUUUAAUAAUAAAAUAUUUAUUAGUUAUGCCACCAUAAGUGAGACCAGCAAUAGAAAUGAAUCCAGCCAGGAUUGCAUAAGAUUAAUAUACUUAAAUAUAUAAAUCAAUAUUAUAGAAGAACAAUGAAAUAAAUAAUUGUAGUAGUGAAGCAGAGAAAGUAAGAUUGGCUCCAGAAUUAAUGAGAGAAGUAGCUAAGAUCAUUGAUUCAGAGAAGGCUGGAAAGAUAAAAAUGAAAUCAACAUAACCAUUAAAGAGUAUAAGAGCAAGAUUGAAGGGUAAGGAAGGUAGAUUUAGAUAAAAUUUAAUGGGUAAGAGAGUAGAUUUUUGUGCUCGUUCAGUUAUAUCACCAGAUGCAAAUUUGGGGAUGGAUGAAUUGGGAGUACCAUAAAUAGUGGCAGAUUAAUUAACAAUUCCAGAGGAAGUGACAGAAUACAAUUUAGAAAGAGUAAUUUAAUUGGCAAAGACUAACAAAAUUAAAUAUGUGAUAGUACCUAUAACAGAUCCAAGAAGUAAAUAAAGAAAGUUUUAAGCUUUGUAUUUUGAUUUUACAGAUACUGAAGAAUAGAUUAGAUAGAAAAUUAAUUAAGGAGUUAUAGUGGAGAGAUGUCUAUAAGAUGGUGAUUUUGUAUUAUUUAACAGACAACCUACAUUACAUAGAAUGAGUAUGAUGGGACAUAGAGUUAGGAUUUUACCUUAUUCAACAUUUAGAUUGAAUUUAUCUGUGUGUACACCAUAUAAUGCAGAUUUUGAUGGAGAUGAAAUGAAUAUGCAUGUUCCUCAAUCAUAUGAAACAAUAGCAGAAUUGAAAUAUUUGGCACAUGUUCCUAGAUAAAUUGUAACACCAAAGAGUAAUUAACCAGUUAUGGGUAUUGUGUAGGAUUCUUUACUUGGAUGUUGUUUAUUUACUUAAAGAGAUACAUUUUUAACUAAAGAUUAAGUUAUGCAUUUGAUGAUGUGGAAUGAAUAAUUUACUGGAGAAUUACCUAUGCCUGCUAUAUUAAAACCUUAAGAAUUAUGGUCAGGUAAAUAAAUUAUGUCUAUGAUAAUUCCAUAAUCUAUAAAUACUGAAAGAGGUAUUAGAGAAGAUGAUCUUAGAAAACCUAAUUGGAAUGCAGAUGAUAAGAGUUUGUGUAUAUAGAGAGGAAAUUUGGUUAGUGGAAUUUUCAAUAAAGAAUUGGUAGGAUAGGGUGCUGGUUCUGUUGUGCAUCUUUGUUGGUUAGAUUUAGGAGCUGAAAAGACAUUGGAAUUUAUGACAUCUUGUUAAAGAAUUGUGAAUAAUUGGUUGAUUAUGCAUUCAUUUACUGUUGGAUGUUAAGAUAUAGCUCCUCAUAUAAAUUUAGUUGCAGAAACUGAAAAAAGAAGUAAAGAAUAAGAUGAUGAAUAUAUUAAAUUAUUGUAAAUCUUUUUAGAUGCAAAGAAGAUUUAAGAUAAUAGAUAUCAUCAAAAGGGUAAGAGAAUUAUGGAUUCAUUUGAAUAUUCUUUUAAUAUGAAAUUGAAUAAGGUGAGAGAUGAUAUCAAUUCAAAAGUUACAGAAACUAUAGAUCAAAUACGUAAUUGUAUGUAUAAAAUGAUUUGGGCUAAAAGUAAAGGAGAAGCAUCAAAUUUGGCAUAAAUUACAUCUUUGGUAGGAUAAUAAAAUUUAGAAUCAAAAAGAAUUUAAUUUGGUUUUGCUUAUAGAACAUUACCUCAUUUCUCUAAAUUUGAUUAUGGUCCUGAAGCAAGAGGAUUUGUGGCUAGUAAUUUUUUUAAAGGACUUAAACCAACUGAAUUCUUUUUCCAUACUAUGGGUGGUAGAGAUGGUCUUAUUGAUACUGCUGUGAAAACAAGUAGAACUGGAUAUAUUUAAAGGAAAUUGAUUAAAGCAGUAGAAGAUGUAUUUGUUAGAUAUGAUUCAUCAUGUAGAGAUUCAGUAGGAGCAGUUUAUUAAUUUCAUUAUGGUGAAGAUAAAAUGGCUGCAGAAUUUAUAGAACAUUAAGAAAUUAAAUGUGUUAAUUUAAGUGAUGUUUAAUUGGAAGAGAAAUAUGAAUUAAUUAAGGAAUAAUGGUUUGGUAGUGAAAUUAGAUAGAAAUAUUAAAAUAUAUUAACAGAAGAUGUAAUAAAAGAUAUUGAAGAAGAUUUUGAAGGUCAAGCAUUAUUAAAAGGAGAAUUUGAUGAAAUAAAAAAGAUUAGAAAUGAAUUACGUAGAUUAUUUUUGAUUGAUUCUGCUCCAAAAGAGGAAUUAUUUACUCAUUAUUAUUUGGUUGUAAAUAUUGAAAGAAUUAUUUCAACAAUAAAAAUAAAUAAAAAAAUUAGUGAUAGAGAAAAAUGUAGAUUAAAUCCAAUUUAUGUUACAUAAUAAGUUGAUGAAUUAAUAUAAAAAGUAGAUAAAUUAUUAAGUUAUGAUUUAGAAGAAAGAAAAGAUUGUAUAAAUUUAUUUAGAAGUCACUUAAAAGUAUCAUUAGCUAGUAAAGAUUUAUGUUGUAGACAUAGAUUAACACCAGAAGCAUUCUAAGAAUUAAUAUCUGAAAUUAUUUAUAAAUUAAAAAAAAGUAUGGCUCAUCCAGGAGAAGCAGUAGGUGCUAUAGCUGCUUAAUCUUUAGGUGAACCUACUACUCAAAUGACUUUAAAUACUUUUCAUAAAUCUGGUGUUACAGGUGAUAAAAAUGUGACUUUGGGUGUUCCUAGAUUAUAAGAAUUAUUGGAUGCAAGUAAAAAAACAAAGACUCCAAGUUUAACAAUUUAUUUUGAUCCUCCUUUAGAAUAUGCUGAAUUAGAACUAAAAGAUGAUAAAGAUAAAAAAGCAUAUUAUAAAACAGAAUAAUUAGCUCAUCCUCAUAAAUAAGAUGAUUUUACUUAGAGUAUGUUAGUAUAAAUGUAAGGUAGAAUUCUUGGUUAAACAUUUGGAUAGUAUAUAAUAAAGAGUGAAAUUUAUUAUUAAACUGAUCCUAAUAAUCCAUUACAUAUUACUGAAGAUUAAGAAGAUAAUUUUACUGAUGGUAUUUUUGAUACAGAUGAAGCAAAAUAUAAAUGGAUACUCUUUUUACAUAUGGAUCAUUAAAAGAUUUUAUCAAAUUUAGAAACUUGGGAUAAAAUUAGAGAUAGCAUUCCAAAAAUUUUAGAUGAAACUGAAAAGAAAUUUGGAAUAUCUUCUUAAAAUACAAUUGUUGAUCCAGAUUCUAUGAAUCAUAAAUAUAUUUAAAUUAAAUAUUAUCAUAAUUAUGAUGAUAACAAAAAAUUUAAACCAGAAAGAGGAAAAGGUAAUUUUGAUGAUGAAAUUGCUUUUGAUGAAGAAAAUAAAACUAAAACAUAUGUUGAUACUCCUUAUACUAUAUUAAAAAGAUUAGAAGAAACUAUUAGAGGAUAUUCAUUAGGAGGAAUUAGUAAAAUUACAAGAAUACUUCAUUCACAAAUUGAAAAAUAAUUCUAUAUUAAUAACAAAACUGGAGGAUUUUUAAAAUAAGCUAAUAUUGAUGGUAAAGGCAAAUGGAAAAUUAUUGAAAAAUAUUUAGAAACAGAAGGAACUAAUCUAAAAGAAAUUCUAAGAUUAGAACAUGUUGAUCAAAAAAGAACUACAACAGAUGAUGUUUAUGAAAUAUCAUAAGUUUUGGGAAUAGAAGCUGCUAGAGCUGCUCUAGUAGGAGAAACAAGAAAGAUCUUCAAUCAUUAUGGUAUCUAUAUCAAUUAUAGACAUCUUUAUUUAUUAUAUGAUUGGAUGACUCAUAGAGGUAGAUUAACUGCUGUCAACAGAAAUGGUAUAAACAGAAUACCUGAAGUAAGUGUUCUUCGUAAAAGUUCAUUUGAAGAAACAGUUGAAAUAUUAUAUGAUGCUGCUGUUUUCUCUGAAGUUGAUCAUAUGAGAGGAUUGAGUGAAAAUAUCAUCUUUGGAUAAUUAUGUCCACAUGGAACUGGUAGCUUUGAACUUAUGGUCAAUGCUAAAAAUGUUAAGGAAUUCAAAUUGAAAUCUAGUCAUGCUGAUAAAUUCACUUAAGGAGGCGAGUAUCUUGCUGAAUAAUCUCCCUAUGAUUAAAAUCAAUAAACACCUCUAAUGCUUAAUACUCCAGGACCUGGUAUUACCCAAUCCCAUAUCAGUUCCCCCUAUACUACUCCAUAUCCACAAAAAUCUCCAGGCUACUUUGCUACUCCUAUGAAUAGAGAAUAUACUCCAGAGAUAAGUCAUCGUUCUCCAUUUUACCCUAACACUCCUCUUAUGCCAUAAGAGCCAUAUCAAAUAAGUCCUGGUGAUUCUAUAUCUGGAUAAUCAGCUCAACUAGUAAAAUCAGCUAAUGUUGUCGAUAGUCAUAGUCCUGGAUCACCUCAUUACACUAGUCAUACUAAUUCCCCAAGUCCAAGUUAUAGAAGCAGCGAGAGAGCUACUUCUGGCCAAAGAUCUUCAAGUCCUGUUUUAAAUUCCUCCAGAAGGUAUUUCUAUUUCUAUAUCUCCUUAGUCCAAAUUAUACUAGUAGUAUAUAUAACUCACCUCUGUCGCCAACAAACACUGGAAGUGGUCGCGGUCAAACUGGAUCUCCUUAGACAUCCCAAAAUAUCUAUUCAACUUAUAGUCCAGUAUAUUAGCCAGGAGGAAAUCCACCCAAUCAUUACGAAUAAGAAUAAUGAAAAAUCAUAAUAUAAAAUAAUAUAC